This is a messenger RNA of Dermacentor andersoni, 2811 nucleotides long. RefSeq lists its product as uncharacterized. Lineage: Eukaryota; Metazoa; Arthropoda; Arachnida; Ixodida; Ixodidae. The record is from RefSeq and is a predicted model, not a curated record.
GCAUGCUCGCACUCAUAUGUGCUUUUCGUUAUUUAACCAAUUUUCGUUCAUUACACUUAUGCUCCGAAGGCUGUUUGCCCACCGCCUACAGUGAUAUUGUGGUUCCUGUUGUUACAACCUAAGAUUACACUGAAGCAGGGUUUGGAUACGGGCUAGUUGGUAUUCCAACUAGCCCGUUGGAAGUCGGCGCUUGUCAUCGUUGUUCUUUUGGUCCCUGUCUAUGUACGCGCUGUAAGUGAUGUUUGAAACUAAGAUUACAAGCUUAAGUGUCCCGAACGCAACCCUGUCGUUCAAGCAAAGCGCGCAUGCAUUGCGCUUGUUUGAGCAGUCAAAUUUUUAAUUGGCCUGUGUGUUGAAUUUUUUUUUCGAUUUGCCACCGAAAUUUUGACAUUCUGUAGUUUCCGCCCCCUGCGUCAUUCCUUACGGUUUAGCGUGGCUCAUGUAACUUCAUAGCCCGAAUGUUAUUUCAUACGCCGCGCCUAUUUUGCCGGCAAAAAAUUAUUGAGCCCUUCUUUGCCGGCAACCAUCAUUGUGGGCAAGGCGAAAGUUACCGGCAGUUUCUUCCCGUAGUAGCUGUGCGUCACCACGUGAGUUGUACGCCGGCGCAUUUCCGCGGGGGCGCGAAGGGGGCUUCUGCCUCCAAAAGGCAGAGGCUGUUUUCAUGUGGCUGCGGUAAUCAGUUCACCGUGGCUAGUCACCGCGCAUAUGGUGUAACAGUCUGUCGCCUGUCUAGCAGCGUCAACAUACUCUACGGUUGGGUGGUCUUGAAAGGUGCAGCCACCAGUGGGGCACUGGCAACAUCCGCAGCAGGCAAGCGUAAGCCCUGGGAUCUUCAGGGCCGUCUGCAUGAUCUUGAGGAGUGCAUGAAAAGUGUGACUGGCGAGAAGGAGCAGCUCAGCCAGCAGAGCACCAGCCGGCUGCAAGAGCUCGAGAAAAUCAAUGCUGAGCUUCAGGCCGAGCGGAACAAGAAUGCGCAGCUGACCACAAUAGUCUGCGAACUCGAGUCUGCUCUCAGCUCGUGGGAGGCCGGAAAGCAGUCGGCUUGUGCGGAGAGGGACUCCCUGUCCCUGCAGCUGCGCUCGGCCACGCAGCAGGUGGCCACUCUGGAGCGAUGUCUGGCCGAUGCCACAGGAGCGCUUGCUGGUCUUCGAUGUGAGCGUGCUGUCCUCAUGGCACAGCUGGAGUCUGUCCAUGAGCUCCGUGCCAGAGUGGCAGAGCACGAGGAGCAGAUCAACGCCGCCGAGCUGGACGGCCGCAAGUUACACAACACGCUGCAGGAGCUCAAUGUGCGUUCUGUAACAGGGGCCAUAUUCACAACCACCUUUAACUUGUGACUUUUGCCCUCUAAACUUUGAAAAUUCUGCGAAAUGCUAGAGUGCUUCAAAAAAUUACUGCUUCUGUCAAGCACUUCUUGAACAUAGUAAAAAAACUUCGCUUAUUUGUCAUAGCGGCUUCAGUGAACUUGCGCGCCAAAUAUUACUGCACUGCAUGCAGCAGGGACUUUACAGUCUGGUGUCAAAUACAGCAAAAAUCGCUUGCUUCCACUUCCACAAUGCCAUCAUUCAGCAUUGUCUAAAGCAUCUGGACCCACUAAUGCUUUUGGCUGAUCUUGUGAUAGCGAAAGCAUUCUCAGUAGUACAAAAUUGCUAAUUUUUAGGUAAAUGAAACAUGCAUAUCGCUGCUACCUCAAAAAAAAAAAAACAGGAAAAUCAUUUCGUCUUUGCACUGCGCGUAGCUGUGCCUGCUUUGUGAGGCCUCUGAGAUGGCAGCGAGGUGCUGUGACAUUAAUCUUUUGACUGGGGCUUGCCCUCUUGGUUUUUGUGCUGUCUAGCUUCCAGCACGAUAGCGGAGACGAAAAGAGAAAGCAGGGUGUCGAUGCAGUAACUCCACUAGUAGUUCAAGGAUUAAAAAAAUAUUUGCACCGUGAGAUUCAUCAGGCGACAUCCUUUAACAGUGAGAUCAUUCUAUCAGCAGUCGGAUAAGUGUUUCAAGGACCGUUUAUUUGACCCUGACGGGACUGACAAAAUUGAUCAAGUUAUCUGGUGGGUCAAAUUAAAGAAGAUAUAGAAAAGCAAAGCAUCAAAGCUAUGUUCGCACCACUGAGCAGCAAGACAACAUAGUGAACUUUCUCCAGAACAACUGUGACGACAGUGUCAUACGUGUGGAGUGCCUGUUUACUGGAUUCCUCAUCGAACACAACCUACCUGUUAGCGUCAGCGACUACGUUAGGCCUCUUCUACGGAAAAUGUUUCCGAAAUGCGACGAGGCGAAGCGUCAUGGACGUGGACGCCACUCUGAAACACAACUCGGAAAAAUGCAGAGGUGGCCAACCUGAAAUUUGUUUCACAGGCAUCGCUCUCAAGUCCAUUUCCUUAUUCAGAGUUUCCCUCAGCUGCAGCCCCAAGAUUCCAAUGAUCUGCUGAAGAUUCUUUAGAUGCUCUCGAAGCUGAGUUUGCCACACUACAGGCAUAGUCUUCAAGAGCAUAUUCUGAAUGAAGGUUGGCACGCAGUGGUCUAUGGUUGGAAAAAUGAAAAACACCGAUGUGAAAUAUGUUUCAUCGUGUUGCUCAGGUGAUGCUCGAUUUACUCGCGAUACUGCAUAGCAAGGCAGAGUGUGAGAGGAUUUUAGCCCGGCGCGAGAAACUAGAACUGACUUCCGCUCAUCAAUGUGCAACACAACCCUCCAACACCUACUGCUAGUGAAGGGCCGUCACUCUGGACCAUGUUUUGAGCAAAGCUACUCCGACAAAUUUUUGAAGUGAGCAAAGUCUGCUAUUGCAAGGUCCCUGCAAAAAGACUCGUCGAACACUG